Molecule: messenger RNA, 2277 nt
Organism: Penicillium brevicompactum
Lineage: Eukaryota; Fungi; Ascomycota; Eurotiomycetes; Eurotiales; Aspergillaceae
Exons: 1
Coding region: 1-2277 (758 amino acids)
Biological process (GO): carbohydrate metabolic process
Molecular function (GO): carbohydrate binding; hydrolase activity, hydrolyzing O-glycosyl compounds
Source: RefSeq, a predicted model, not a curated record
AUGCGCGCUCCCAAUCUCUGGCUCUGGGCCUCUCUUGCGGCUCCGUCUUUCGCCGUCCAUGCCCCAUGGAACCUCGGAAAUGGAUUUGAGCUCACGGUGAACAACAGCACCAAUCGUUUGUCUAUUGUUCAGGAUGGUCAGACUAUCUGGGACACUGUUCCAGGUCAAAGCUUCCUUAGUGCCAGUGCAGGAGAUGACGAGGUCAUCGCCGCCAACGGCAACUUCAAGAUCAACGAAGUCGACCACAACAAGUGCAGCGGUCAGAAGAUUACCAAUGUUGCCCUCCGCUCCUGGCACGGCAGUGCCAAUGCUCAUGCUGCAGUCAUCGAGGGUCAGCUCACCGGCUGUGGUGAUGCUAGCCCCGAAUUCUCUGUCGCAUUCUGGGUUCCAUCUCAAUUCCCCGAUCGCAUUGCCUUCAACGUCAACGUUAAGCCUGGAUCUUCGUCGGAUGCUGCCACGAAGGUUUUCCUCACCUACCGAUCUUCGCCCAAUGAGGACUUCUACGGUCUCGGUGCUCAAGGAUCUUUCGCUUCCUACAAGAAUCAGUCUGUCCCAAUCUUUUCCCGUGAGCAGGGUGUCGGUCGUGGUGACCAGCCUACCACCGACUUGGAGAGCAAGGACAGCUUCUUCGCCGGUGGAGAUCAGUUCACAGCCUACUCUGCCGUUCCUCAGUACAUCAGCUCCGAUGCCCGGGUGUUCCACCUGACCCAGGAGAGCUCUGCCUACACCAACUUUGACUUCACCAAACCCAGUGCAGUCACUGUGCGCUAUGAUGCCCUGACUGUUGAUGGCUACCUUAUGCAAGCCAAGGAUAUGCUUAACGGUAUUUCCAUGUUGACCGAGUACACCGGCAAGAUGCCUGCCCUGCCCAAAUGGGUUGAUACCGGUGCCGUGCUCGGUAUUCAAGGUGGUCAAUCCAAGGUCAACCGUGUAGUCGAGCAGGGUCUCAAGCUCGACUGUCCCGUCGCCGCUGUUUGGUUGCAGGAUUGGUCCGGCACCCACUCCCAGAGUGUGUCUUACAUGUCUCUGAAUGUCUCUCGUCUCUGGUGGAACUGGGAGAACGACGAAAAGCUAUAUCCUACUUGGAACAAGUUUGUGCAAGCUCUUCGCGACGAGCACAACGUCCGCACUCUGGCGUACAUCAACCCGUUCCUGGCCAACGUCAGCAGCAAGCCUGAUGGCUACCGCUCUAACCUCUAUGAUGAGGCCACUCGCUUCGGAUACAUGAUUCAAAACUCCACUACCAACGACACCUCUGUCAUUUCCAGUGGUCCCGGCCUUGAUGCUGGUAUCCUUGAUCUCACCAACCCCGCUGGACGAUCUUGGUUCAAGGAAGUCUUGCUGGACCAGGUUUGGAAUGCCAACAUCUCCGGCUUCAUGACCGACUUCGGCGAGUACACACCCAUCUACAAGGACACCCGUUUCGCCAACAAGAGCAUCGACCCCUUCUUCUACCACAACGCGUACCCUCGCCAGUGGGCUGCUCUCCACCACUGGAUUGGUAAGAAUGUGUCCCAGUUCUCGGACUCCAUCCUCUUCCACCGCUCGUCGGCUAUGGCUUCCAACCGGUACAUGAACCUCUACUGGGCCGGUGACCAGGACACCAACUGGGGUGUCAAUGAUGGCAUCAAAUCCUCUAUCACUGUCAUGGGCCACAUGGGUCUGUCCGGAUACGCUCAUGGCCACACUGAGAUCGGUGGAUACACCACUACAUGGGACAGCAACGGUGUUGUUAACCGCUCCUCCGAGCUUCUCGGUCGCUGGGGAGAGCUUUCCGCCGUGUCCAGUGCUGUUUUCCGUACCCACGAGGGUAACGUUCCCCAGGUGAACGCGCAGUUUUACUCCAACUCUACUACCUACUCCUGGUUCAGUUACAACGCCCGCAUGUUUGCCAGUCUGGCCACCUACCGCCGUCGUAUCUUGGACACCGAGAGCAAGAAGCUGGGAUGGCCCUUGCUCCGCAUGCCUGUCAUCUACCACCCCACUGACCGCGUGGCGAAGGCUAUCAGCUAUGAGAGCUUCUACCUUGGCUCAGACCUGUACGUGGCGCCGGUCCUUGAUCCCGGUCGCACUAGCGUGAAGGUCUACUUCCCCGGCAAGAACGAGACUUACACUCACGUGUGGUCUGGAAAGAAGUACCACGGUGGCCAAACUGCUCGUGUGUCAGCUCCAUAUGGAAAGCCCGCGGUCUUCGUCGUCGGCACCCCGAAGAACCACGACCUAGAUGAGUUCCUGCAGUUCGUUCGACAGGAGAACAACACCGUCAUCCACUUCUAG